AUGGGGGAUGCACAGCAGCAAAACAGGGCCCAGGAAUCCCCCAGCUUGCAGGCAGCGACGUGUUCCAGAAUCCGGGGGCGCUGGAAUGGGCCGUUGGCGUCGCCUCCUCUCGUGCGACAACACGAGAUACUGUGCAUACGAUGCAUGCGAUGCAUCAACUACCUAGACAUUACAUACCAGACCAGUUGGCCCAUGCUCAGCCAUAACAGAUACACGAAGCUCGCCCGCCUCGAGUGGGAGUCCGCUCCAAGCCCGCAAAGACAUGCAUUCGCAAUAAUAAGAUAA
Molecule: messenger RNA, 285 nt
Organism: Ustilaginoidea virens
Lineage: Eukaryota; Fungi; Ascomycota; Sordariomycetes; Hypocreales; Clavicipitaceae
Exons: 3
Coding region: 1-285 (94 amino acids)
Source: RefSeq, a predicted model, not a curated record